AUGGAAUGGGAAACUUCUUAUUCCACAUUUAAAAUAACAUCAGCUUUUAGAACACUGACAACGUUUUCUGACAACAACUGUACGAGUCAUCAAAUAAAUAUUUAUUUUGUUUGUGGAACUAAUCAAAUCCGUCGAUAUAAAUUAAUUCAGUCAAAUGUAUUGCACUUUGAAGAAUUAGGUAUGAUAUGCAGUUUUUGGAGGGAAGAAGAAUCGACCUCAAAAUAUCAGCAAAAUACUUGGAUUCAAUUAAAUGAUCUGCCAUAUAAUAAACAAACUAUACAUCCAGGUUUGAUUGCAGCUUCUCGUCUGGCAUUAUUUUCUAACUACAUAUCCUCAACUGAUGUUAAAACAGGUUACAGUUUAGUCGCAGCCAACGUUCAGCAUGAAACGGCACCCGAUCUAAUCGGACCUCAGAUUUACGCGUUUGGUCCUAAAGAUCAGUUGAGUGAUGCAUUCAAAAAGUCAGAGAAGUUGCAACAAUACGGUUGCUAUUAUCAUCACGACAUUACAUCGAAAAGAAAAGUAACUGAACAGAAAAAUCAGUUUUUUGAUGGCUGGCGAUCAAACUCUUAUUCCAAAUUAUGGUUUGGUGAAAAUGUACAGUUUCUCUCAAUUAACAAUGUAAAUUCCAAAUAUUUCUACAUCAUAUUUACUGAACAAGAUAUAAGUGGACCGUAUACUGCCUACGAAGGAUCACUUUCUAAUAUUGCAAGUACAAUAACACGAAUUGGUCGAGUAUGUCAACAUGAUCCAGGUUCAAAAUUAUCAGCAUCAAUUUUACCAAAUGGUGGUGGAGUAUUUACAACUUUUCGAAAAACUCAACUUGUUUGUCGUGGAUAUUCAUCUGAUUCUGUUCAUCUACAAGAAACAAAUCAUCAUCAGACUUAUGAUAAUUUUAAUGGACAAGAAAAUACUAAGGAUAGAUAUUUCAAUGAACAGAAAAUAACAAAUGAAAAAAGUUAUUUAGAAUUCAAUCGAGCGAUUGCUGUUAGUGAGAUUGUUCCAACAGUUGAUAUGACUGACCAUGUUUUCUACGCUCUUAUGACCACGAUUGAUUCGAUCUCUGGUCUAUACGCAUUAUGUGCAUUCAACUUGAAUAGUGUAGAUCAAAAUUUAAACACUGAUCAUUUAAUCAAAUUUAAACAAUCAAAUAAAGCAUACAAUGGUUUAUCUCGUAUGGUAUGGAGAGGUAAUAAUAAUAAUACUGAAACAAAUUCAUCAUCAACCCAUUACAAUUAUUAUAAAUAUACAUCGAAAUGGACUGUAGAUGUUGUUUCACCGUCAAAAAUGACACAAGAAAUAAUAAGAACUUCUAAAGCAUGUCCAUCAAAGUCACUACCUGAUUAUUAUUCACAAUUUGCUACAUUACAUCCAUUAGUUGGUACAAGUGUAUGGGCUUUAAAUAUGAUAAAUGCCGUAGAAAAUCAAACAACCACAACAACAAAUGAACGCAUUACUCUACUAAAACAACCUGGUAAAGCAUUGAAAAUAUUUACAAUGAAUGAUUUAAGUAAUGAAACAAUAAUAUCUACAGAAACACCAAUUGAUUUCAAAGUACAUUGGGCUAAUUCAAUUCAAGAUAAUAGUGAAACCGAUAUUAUUUAUAUUGUUACAAAUAAAAAUACAAUCUUCACUAUUGAAACUGGUAUCAAAUUAAAACAACAAACUGUGUAUAAUCAAAUUUUAAAAUUUAAAAAAAAUUCAAAUAUAUUAAAUACAACCAAUUAUUUUAUAAAAACAAAUAAAAAUAAAAAGUUUCAAAUAAUGGAUCAAUUUACAAUAAUUGAUAAUAAUAAUAAUAAUUCUAUAAUACAAUCUAUAUAUAAAUGUAAUAUAAGUAGUAUGUUAUCAGUAAAUAUGAAAUUUAUUCAUUCUAUUAAAAAAACUGAAAAUUAUAUAAAUACAAAUCAAUUAAAUGAGAAAAUAUUAAAACAAAAUAAAAUUAUUCAUUUUUAUCCUAAUAAAAUAAUAUGUGAUACUUAUUUCUUAUGCAAAAAUUGUCAGUUAACUAAUAAACAUUAUUGCAAAUGGAAUGAUAACAAUCAUAGUUGUUUGUUAAAUGAUUCUUCGUAUUCUCAACUUAAAUCAAUGGAUUCCAAUUUAUAUCGUUUUUGUAAUGAUGAUAAUCAUGAUGAUGAAGUUUACAUUAACCAACCGAAACGAUAUCAUCUACUCCGUAGUUUUUCAAAUGAAUCUAAUGCUAAUAAUAUUAUAUCAAAAAGGCAAAUUACAAAUGUGAAAUUCCCCAAUGAUGAAUUAAACUUAGUGAUUAUUCGUGAAUCAACACCGUCAAUGAUUAAUACAAAAACAAUAAAUUAUAAUAAACAUAUUAAUGCCAAUAAUCGAAAUCAUAGUAAUCAUAACGAAACUGAAUUUAAUUAUAAAUCAUUAUAUAAUCAUAUAUUCAAUGGUAUUCUUAUAUUAUCUAUUCUUAUUAUAUGUAUAUCACUAAGUAUGAUAUGUGGUUACUUAAUAGGUAACAAAAAUUAUUUAAAACAAUACACAGUAUAUAAUAAAAUGAAACGUCUGUUACAUCAUCAUCAUCGACAUCAACCGAACUAUUAUCGUUCCUCAUCAGCUUCUUCAUUCUCUUCGUCUACUUUUCAUAAUCGAUAUAAUCGUUACAUUGAUCUGUCUAGUGAUCAAAUUGAAAUGUUUCAUUCCAACUGUAAUGAACAUUACUAUCAUCAGAAUUACUGUGAAUGUAGUCAGCAACGUCUUCAAAAAACUAUAAGUGGUAGGAACGAAUAUGCUAAUGAUAAAAAUUAUAAAGGGGAUUUUAUGAAUUCACAGAACCAUAGUAAUAUUCUGAAUACUAUCGCUAAUAAUAAUAAUAAUAAUAAUAAUAAUAAUAAUAAUAGUAAUAAUAAUAAUAAUAAUACAGUGAGGAUUCUGCAAAAUUUAUUAGAAAAACGUAAUACAACAAUACAUGGCUGCUUUUAUCAUUAUUAUAAUGAUGAUGAUCAAUCAAACGAAACAUCAAAUGAAAUUAUGUCGAAUGAUUAUAUUGUAACACCGAAUCAGCAAUCAUCAACAAGAACUACAAAUAAUGUACACUUAUAUUAUACUACUGAUAAGCAUAUAAAUAGCACUGAUAAUUAUAUAAAAUCUAGGCAUAUGAAAGUAAAUCCAUUAAUUGCAGUCAGUGUGAUAAGUGAGAAUUUACCACAUAAAAACAUAUCCACACAUAAUUCAACUAUAAUCUCAUCAUUAGCAUCAACAUCAUGUUUUUCACCAUUACAAACAUCGAAUACAACAACAUCAGUAGCAGUAACAACGAACAUGUUUGCUUCUACAACAACAAAUACUAUUACUACUCAAUUGACUUCAGCCUCUUGUUUUACACCAACACAAUCAUCUAGAUUAUUUCAACAACGAUUUCAAUCAUCUAUCGGAUUCAAAAGUCCCAAUAAUUAUUUAGUGACAAAUAAUAAUAAUUCUAAUCAACAUUAUUACACUUAUGUAACAAUGAAAUCGUCUGGAACAGCUAUUGAACACAAUAAUGAUAGCAAUCGUUUGAAAUCUGAGAAUAGAUUAAGAACUAAUAAUGAUGGUGCAAUGUUAUAAUAUCCUC
Messenger RNA from Schistosoma spindalis, 3574 nucleotides. The record is from the annotation of a GenBank genome assembly. Lineage: Eukaryota; Metazoa; Platyhelminthes; Trematoda; Strigeidida; Schistosomatidae.